AUGGAACAAAAUAGUCGCCAAGAUGAAGUCUCGAUCACUACUGUGAAAGAAGAGCCUUUGAUAAGACUUGAUGAUGAAGAAGAAGAAGAGAAUAUUGUUUGCGGCGGCGGCUGUGCAUGCAGUGUGGUGCCACAACCAAUGGAAGGGCUUAGAGAAAUGGGGCCAUCGCCAUUUUUGAAGAAAACAUUUGAGAUGGUAGAUGACCCUGCAACAGAGGCCAUCAUUUCAUGGGGCUCUAUGAGGAACAGCUUCAUUGUGUGGGAUCCCCACAAAUUUUCGACUGAUUUGCUCCCUAAAAACUUCAAGCACAACAAUUUCUCAAGCUUUGUUCGUCAGCUCAACACCUAUAGUUUCAGGAAGAUUCAUUCAGACCGAUGGGAAUUUGCAAACGAAGGUUUUCAGCAAGGGAAGAAACAUUUGUUGAAGCAUAUCACAAGGAGAAAGAAAAGUCCUCAAAUCAUACCGCAGCAGAGGGCAGCACAAUCUUGGUUAAGUGUCCCCAAGAACGGUGCGGAGGCUGAGGUUGAAAAACUAAGGACAGACCAGAAUGUACUGAAAGCAGAAAUCUCGAAACUAAGGCAGCAGCAAGGGGAUAUGGAGCAUUAUUUAGCGACUAAAUUCAUUGAGAAAAUGAGAAAGAAAAGGGCAUUAACCGGUGGUGAAAUCUUGAAGAAACGACGAUUGGAUGCUCCCAAUUUAAGUAAUGGUGGUUUACUGGAAGCUAUGAGAACCAUUGAUAUUGAUGAGGUUGCUGAUACAAAUGCUGAUGAAAGGAGGCUUCAAGUUCAAGAAGAGCUUACUACAGUUCAAUCAGAAAUUCUAAAGUUUUUCUCUUCUGAUGAAUCAAAUAGUUCUUUGUCAUCUGAGAAUUUUGUCUUGUGGGAGAAACUCAUGGAAGAUGAUAUGAUUUACGAUGCAGAGCAAGCAGAAGAAGAAGCCGAAAGGCAACAACUGGAUAUGGCCUGGUCAUACCGGUAUCUACUGAAUAAUUACCGAGGAAGGCAAAUGGAAACUGCUGGUGGUCUGCUCUCUUCAAAUGAUAGACCCUCUCUUAAUUGCCCUUUAUGGUCAUGGAAUCGUGAUGCUUAUUCACUCGAUUUGGCUUCUGUGUUGCAUUAG
Fraxinus pennsylvanica is the source of this 1119-nucleotide messenger RNA. The record is from the annotation of a GenBank genome assembly. NCBI's taxonomy places the organism in Eukaryota, Viridiplantae, Streptophyta, Magnoliopsida, Lamiales, Oleaceae.